AUGAAGUUCUCCAAGUCGACCGCGACUUUACUGUCGCUGGUCACCAGCACCGCGGCAACGAACACGACAUGUCGGCCCAAGAUUGACUCGGAAAAGCUCCAAGCUGAUCUCACCACUGAGAACUUGAUGGCCAACCUGGAAGCUCUCAACGAAAUCGCCUUCGCCAACGGUGGAAACCGCGCCUUCGGUCUCCCGGGUUAUGCCGCAUCGGUCGACUACGUGUGGGAUCGCAUCUCCGCAAUCCCAGCCACGAGGGCAUGGAAACAAGACUUUCCUGCCACCUUUGGUCAGGUCACCUCGAUCGACUUCAACAUUGAUGGCGAGUCGAUUUACGUCUUUGGCUUGACAUACUCUCCCUCCACGAGCGCAGAAGGUAUCACAGCAGAAAUUGUUCUUGGUCCCGAUGGCGCCGCCGCCUGCGAUGCUGCCAACUACGAGGGUUUGAAUGUCCAGGACAAGAUCGUGCUCGUGCAGAGAUUCAGAUGCCCUACUGGCGGCACUCUUGCUGGAAGAGUCCGCCCUGCUGCUGCCGCUGGCGCCGCUGCUGUCAUUGUCUAUCACGACAUUACCACCAAUGCGACGGCUGGAUCUCUUAGUGCCCCCGAUCCCGAGGGCUUUGUGCCGGCCGGUUUCAUCAAUCUCGCGGACGGGUUGAAGAUCAAGGAGCGCCUGGAUGCUGGCGAAACUGUUGAGGCACACUUCCAGCAAACUCAAAUCGUUGAGGAGCGUAUCACCCAGAAUAUCUUCGUUGAGACCGAAGAAGGUGACCCACACAAUGUUAUCAUGCUCGGGGCUCACUUGGACAGUGUCCAAGCCGGACCAGGCAUCAACGAUGAUGGCUCUGGUACCAGCUUGCUUCUCGAGCUCUUCCUUGCCAUGACGCAGUACCGAACGAAGAACAAGGUCCGCUUCGCCUGGUGGGGUGCUGAGGAAAAUGGCCUCCUCGGAUCCAAGUUUUACUGCUCCAACCUGCCCGCGUCCGACGUCGAUGACCUUCUUGUCUACCUGAACUUCGACAUGGUGGCCAAGGGCUUCUUUGGUGUGGCCGAUACUGACGGAAGCACCCACGGAAGCGCCGGUCCCGCCGGAUCGGAUGUUGUCGAGCACAUCUACGAGGCGUACUACCAGAGCCAAGGUCUCGAGGUCACACCAGCCGUCUUGACCAACGGAAGUGAUUAUGCCUCUUUCUGGCAGAUUCUCGGCAAGCCGUUUGGAUUUUUGCACACAGGUACCGCGGUCGCUCAGGAUCCAUGCUAUCACCAGGCGUGUGACACUAUUGAGAAUCCUGACCCCAACACCAUUACUAUCAAUGCGAGGGCUGCUGCUCACAUGCUUACGGUUUUGUCAUUGAACGGAACAUCACUUAUCCCCAAGACCCCGGUCAACGCAACGAUGCUCACCCAUCUGCAAUCGAGAAGCCUUGAGCCCGAUAUGAUCCAGAUUGAAGAGUUGGAGGCUCUAGGGGAGAGGCAUCUUGGAUGUGGACAUGAUGUUUAG
This is a messenger RNA of Colletotrichum paranaense, 1497 nucleotides long. RefSeq names its product peptidase family M28. The record is from RefSeq and is a predicted model, not a curated record. Gene Ontology annotation, biological process: proteolysis. The transcript is spliced from 5 exons. The coding region runs from base 1 to 1497 and encodes 498 amino acids. NCBI's taxonomy places the organism in Eukaryota, Fungi, Ascomycota, Sordariomycetes, Glomerellales, Glomerellaceae. Gene Ontology annotation, molecular function: metalloexopeptidase activity.